Molecule: messenger RNA, 964 nt
Organism: Rhinichthys klamathensis goyatoka
Lineage: Eukaryota; Metazoa; Chordata; Actinopteri; Cypriniformes; Leuciscidae
Gene: rmp24
Product: chromosome unknown C18orf21 homolog
Exons: 5
Coding region: 92-742 (216 amino acids)
Source: RefSeq, a predicted model, not a curated record
AAACAUAAUAAAAAAAUCCACAUUCUUUUAUUAUACGCCACAACUAUCUAAUAAGGUAGCAUUUAGUUUGGACGCUGGACUGUUAUCAAAAAUGGUUGGCUGUAAAAGCAAACGCGAAGACCAAAAAACGAGGUUUUUAAUCAAGGCUUCUCUUCUUUACAAAGAUAUUUGCCCCGAACAGUCGCGCUUUCUCAUGAGAAGGCAUCAGAGCAACGCCGCUGCCCUCCCGGAAUCUGUGAUCUGCCACUUCUGUUUCCAGUGGCGACAACUGGGAAAUCAUCACGUGCGUGUGCGGCCCAAGCGGAAGCCCACGGCGAGGAUCAGGAAACUUCUGAAGAGGGAUUCGGCAGGAAAGAGACUCAGCGCAGAACAGACUGUAGUCCUCCGGAAGUUUAAAAGGGCCUCCAAUGCUCUGAUGGCAACGUGUUACACCUGUAACAAGAUGUCCAGACAACCUGGAAUGAACCGUGAGCUUUUGGCUACUCUGUCACAGAACCGAAGUACCCCAGGAAGUGCAGGCAAACAAAGAACUCCACAGUCUGUCAACAGGGGCACUCCAAAAUCAGUAGUGGACAGAACACCAAGUGGCACACCAAGGUCAGUGUCUUCAAACACCAGCUCGUCAUCAAAGUCUUGCAGUGGAAAGUCGUCACCCUUCGCCCGCCUCAAAAAGAUCCUUAUGCUGGAAACCAAACAGCAGAGUAAGAAAGGUGGUCUGAAGGACUUCCUCUCAUCUCUCUGAAGACCUCGGCAUCUUUGUAAAUGAAAGACUCUGGCCCACUUUGAAAGGAGCUACUGAAGUUCAUGAUGAGGAUGAUAAUCACUUCUCCUCAAUGGCACCUAGUGGAGGAGUCAUUAUAGCCUGGUUUAUAUUGAAGGACUGGGUUAAACUGAACAAAACGUCUCAUUUCCUUCUAUUAAGAAUCUGUUUCUGGAUCCUUCUGGACAAGUGGCAUAAACAUUU